UGUAUAAGUAUGUGCUACGAGGUAUAUAGUAUAUACCACUACAACCGCGAGCAGCGGCAGCAGCAGCUCGAGUCAUGUGAAGGAGUGGAGAGAAGAGAGUCCCGGAGAGUAGUAGCGAAGUGAGAGAUGACGCGUUCGCCAGGCAAAAGCGGUACCAAUAACCGCUUACCUGCUUAUUUAUCCGUAAUCGAGAUUAUCCGCGUCGUCGUCGUCGUGUAGUAAAAAAAAAAAAAAUUAAAAGUAAAGCGUCGUUGGUGUGUUUAUCGUUGUGUUUUUUCUCCUACUUUUAUUUGUUGUUGUUGUUUUCGUUCCUGUGUGUUGUACCGUGGGUGCCCGCGACGACGAAGGAAGAAAUAUAUAGAUUCAGAAGAGAAUUGCCUGCAGUCUGUGUGCAGUGUGUGCAGUGUUUUUCUAUACUCGUGGUCGUGUGUAACAUUGGCAGAUCGUUGUGCAUGUGCUGCUGCUGCAACUGUGUGUCGAUGAUGAUGCCGCGCCGAUGACGACGACGACGAUGAUGAGGAAGAAAAAAGAUCGUCGUUGCGAUGUGUAUGUGUGUCUGUGAAAGUGCACGUGAUAUACGUAUAUGAAGUAAGAAGAGAAAAGGAAAUUUGUACGAAGAGAAAUAAUUUGACAGUGGUGUGUGUGUGUGUGUGUGCUGCAGAGAAUACAGUAUUUUAGACAGCGAGGACGACGCCUCGUCGUUGCGUCCAACGGGGCAUUUCUCCGCGUUGUCGUUGUUGUUGUUGGGUGCGAUUGUAUAAAGUGGUAUAAGUAUAUAAAAUACAAAAAUAUCGGAGUCUGCUGGUGCAUCGUGUAACGUUUCGCGCGUUACAUAGCGUUGUUUGUUGUUGGCUGUGCUCUGUUGCGUCGCUGACGAACGAACAAACAAAGUCAAACUGCUGGGCUGAAAGAUCGGUUUGGUUGGUCGUUUUUGUCGAAUACAAACGAAAAAUAAAACGAACAACCAUCCCCCGCCGCCAUGAGAAUACUGAAAACGCUGCAAUGGUCGCGAAGUCGUAGCGGCAGCGGCGUUUCAGGAAGCGGCGUUCAGCAGCAGCAGCAGACGCAGUUACAGCAGCACCAGCACCAGCAGCACCACGAGGCGGUGCAUCCCGAUGAGAUGUGGGCCCAGGGUCACCCGAUCCAGGGCCACCAUCGGGAGCUGCCCGUCGACGUGCCCGACACCCUGCUCCAGCAGGCUUAUCCCAACAAGGUAAUGCAACAACAAACGCACAAUAACGGCAACAACAACAAAUCGAGCCACCAUCACCACCAGCAUCCACGUACCUCGGUACUGGUGCCGGUCAAUACGCCCCAGCCGCCGCCGAUAACGAUACAGGGCCCGCCGCCGCCCGUUAAAGACCGAAGAACGACGAAAUCGAAGACGAGCGCGAACGGCGAUAAUAACGAUAAUAACGUGACGAGCGCGUGUCAGAGCGCCGAACCGCAGGCGCCCGUAGUCAACAAUAACGCGAUGACUCGCCCCCUCAGUCCCUCGCAGAUCGGUUUCGACUUUAUAAAUACGUCGCCACCUCCGGUUCCGCCUCAUCAUCCGAUCAAGCACGUGAUAAUCGAGGACGUGCUCAAGAUGGAUCUGCACAAGGACCCGUUCGAGGACGAGGUCGAGGACCACUUCAACGGCCACAAGGAGUCGUGCGUCGACGCCAUCGACGAGGACUAUCCCUUCGCCAAGGAGGACUAUCCGACGAUGCUCAAGACCUGCAGCGACGACUCGGCGAGUCCGAGGAGUUCUAGCGGGCGCUCGGACAGCACGGUGCCCCUCGACAGUAGCUUGGUGCUGAGGACCAGCCAGCUGUCGGCCGGUGGUGGUGCCGCCGAUCCGCCGUUGCACGAGCAUCCGUUGCGUCAUCAUCGUCAUCAGCUGCUGAGCAGCGUCAAGAAGAGCACGACGACGACGACGACGACGACGACGUCCUUCGAGAAUCCGGCCUACGGCAUGCCCAUCGAGGAGACAGACGUGAUUGUCGUGGCGAGCGGCAAGAUGCCCAGCAGCAAGAGAUGCGCCAGCGAUCUCAAUCUGCUGAUCAGCGACGAUCCAAGGCCCGCCAAGGUCAACGGUCAGAUCGUCAACAACAACAACAAGACCAUCGUGGAGAUCGGCGGUGGCGGAUCGUCGGUACAGGAGCAGCAUGCGAUUAUCAAGCCGCCACCCGCAGGCAUGAUCAAGAUGCCGUCGCAGGGCAGAAAGAAGAAGGCCAAGGGCCCCGAGGCCGAGAAGCUACUACAGAGGAUGGCGUCGAGCGACGAGCUCGACGUGUCGCACGAGAGGACCUCCUCGGCCUCGUCCGCGUUGUCGCGUCCGCGCAGCAGCAGCAACAACAACAAGAAGAAGAACCAGUGGUCGAGCGGCUACUCGACCCUGCGCAGCGACGUAUCCUCGUCCGCGGAUUACGAUCAGGUCGAUCAUCAUCAUCAUCAUCAUCGUCCGGUCGUGCUCGUCAACAGCAAGCAUUAUCGCGAGGUCGCGGUCGACUGUCCCGCGGAUUUCGUGCCCGUUACCAAGAGCCACCCGGUCUAUCCCCCGCCGUCGCGAUCCAACACGCUCGACAAUAACAAACAGCGCGCGUCGACUCUGACUUCGGUGAAGAGCGGCUCCUCCUUGAACGAGGACAACAAGACUUCUUCUAGUAAUGCAGCUGCGGCGGCGGUGGUGGCUGCAGGCGACGUCGUCUGCACCGCCAAUAAUAACAACAAGAAGGCCGGUCUCAACGGUGUCAAGCCAGCGAUACCGCCGCGCGAUCAGAAGCGCGCCCCGGCCCGGCCGCCCAAGGACAGUCUGCGUCUCGCCGGUCAGAACAACAACGUCGUCGUCGACGCCGACGUCGUCGAGCAGCAGCACCAGCCGACGGUCAAGCACGAGCAGCCGACCCAGCAGCAGCUGCAUUCCAUCAGAAAGUAUCAGGAAGAGUUCCGAAAGCGCAAGGAUGAGGAGGAGCAGCGACAGGCCUACCUCAAUCGCUCGCUGCGCACGGGCUCGCAGAAGCUGCAGAAGCUGGAGAGCCACGCGACGACGCUGGCGGGCCAGGAGAAUCUGGCGUACGCCCAGGACGAGCUCGUGACGCCCCAGCAGCCGAAAAUCGUCACCGCCAGCAUCGGCACGCCCGCCCACUCGGACGUCGAGGAGCCCGCGCCGAGACCGUUGACGUACGGCGAGGUGGUAGCCACACUCGGCCGACUGCAGCUGCAGAUGAAGAGCAUAUCGGGCUGCCUGGGCAUAUCGGGCGCGUCCGUGGAGGCCGAUCUCGAGGCCGUGCGCACGCUCCUGGUGCAGAGGCGCUUCGAGGCCGCCCUCGUAACGCAUCACGAGCUCAAGUCCAAGCUGCGCAGCGGCAAGAGCCUCAAGCUGCACACGGACGAGGCUUCCGGCAUAGCGCGCGACGUGAUCGAGGCGCUGGAGGAGUGGUCGCAGCAGGCCGCGGCGUCGAGCUCGACGGCGGCCCACUCGGCCGAGCACAUAGCCGCCGCCGAGGAGCUCGUCCAGCUGCUCACCAGCUACGAGAUGGAGGGACUGCUGCUGGCGCACGACGCCUCCGUGACGCAGGUCGAGGGUCUGCAGCGGGGCGGUGGUGCUGGAGGACACGGCGCCGACGCGAUGGUGGCCAGCGGUGCCGCCGCGGGUGGACCGCCCAGUAGUCCGUCGCCGAGCUCGCACGGCGACUCCAAGCUCGCCGACAACAUCAGGAUCAUCAGGAUCGAGAAGACGAACGAGCCGCUCGGUGCUACAGUGAGGAACGAGGGCGACGCCGUGAUCAUCGGCCGAGUCGUGAGGGGCGGCGCCGCGGACAAGUCCGGCCUGCUGCACGAGGGCGACGAGGUCCUCGAGGUCAACGGCGUGGAGAUGCGCGGCAAGAGCGUGAACGACGUCUGCGACAUACUCGCGGGCAUGCAGGGCAGCCUCACCUUCCUCAUACUGCCGGCGCCGACCCAGCGCAACAACAACAAUAACGCGGCGCGCGCCGGCAGCGGUGGCGGCGAGGAUCAGCCGCAAAAAGUCCAUCACGUGCGCGCCCACUUCGACUACGAUCCCGAGGACGAUCCCUACAUACCGUGUCGCGAGCUCGGCGUCGGCUUCCAGAAGGGCGACGUGCUGCACGUCAUCUCGCAGGAGGAUCCCAACUGGUGGCAGGCGUAUCGCGAGGGCGAGGAGGACCAGGCGCUCGCGGGCCUGGUGCCGAGCAAGGUCUUCCAGACGCAGCGAGAAAAUAUGAAGCAGUCGAUGGCCAGUGACAAAUCGUCGCUGAGAGGGCCGAAAAAGUCCAGCACCCUGUUAUGUGCCAGAAAGAAUCCAAAGAAAAAGAAGCGAGGUAAAUUCGGCUACAAUGACGAUGCCUAUCCCCUAUACGCUACCUCGUCCGUUGACGAUUACGAGACCGAGGAAGUUUUGACAUACGAAGAAGUGGCCUUAUACUAUCCCAGAGCCAAUCACAAGAGGCCCAUAGUGCUUAUCGGGCCACCAAAUAUUGGCAGGCACGAGUUGAGGCAGCGACUGAUGCAGGAUAGCGAAAAAUUCGCAGCAGCCAUUCCUCACACGAGUCGCCCGCGCAAAGACACGGAAAUCGACGGCCAGGACUAUCACUUCAUCUCUCGUCAGCAAUUCGAAGCGGACAUUCUGGGCCGAAAAUUCGUCGAGCACGGCGAGUACGAGAAGGCGUAUUACGGUACCUCGGUCGAGGCCAUACGCAGCGUCGUGAGCUCCGGCAAGAUCUGCGUGCUGAAUCUGCAUCCGCAGUCCUUGAAGAUCCUGCGCACCUCCGAUCUCAAGCCGUACGUGGUGUUCGUGGCGCCUCCGAGCCUCGAGAAGCUGCGCCAGAAGCGCAUCAAAAACAACGAGACCUACAAGGAGGAGGAGCUCAAGGACAUUAUCGAGAAGGCGCGCGAGAUGGAGGACAAGUACGGACACUUGUUCGACAUGAUCAUCAUCAAUAACGACACCGAUCGAGCUUACAAUCAAUUACUGAGCGAGAUCAAUUCGUUGGAGCGCGAACCCCAAUGGGUGCCGGCCUCUUGGAUUCAUCAAUAACAUCGGCUGCAAAGUAGACGACUCGAGAGAUGCAGACUCGAGUCUCUACAAGGCAUCGAGAGCAUCGAGAGCGAUAUCGUCCCGUAAAGUCGUGCAUACGAUUUUCUGUCAUUUUUCUUUUGGGCCGACUAGCGUUCAUUUUUAUUUUAUUUUUUCAAUGGACUACUUAAGUUAUUGUUUUUACGUUGAUGUGGAAAAUGAUUGCGAGUGUGCGUUUAUUUAAUCUUUGCGUGCGCUUGUUGAUUUUUAUGUAACGUUUUUGAAAAUUUUAUUUAUUAUAACAUUGUAAUGACUACAUUAAAACGACGCAUGAAAGGUGCAUGAUUCGAUUUUUAACGCGAUUUUUGUAAAUAUUAUUUCAAUUUAGCAGUUGUACAUAGUUGUGUGGACGAUGAAAAACUCGUUUGUUGCGAUUAUAUAUCGCGAGGCAUCAUCGAGUAAUUUGAGCUAUAUACUAGUGACUAUCGAGAAUUUAAAACGAUACGUGAGGGAGGAACAAUUCUAAAAAGAAAAAAAUUUGUAUAUAAUAUACAUAUAAAAGGUAUAGACAUAUUAUAACCAGUUAAUCAUAGAUUAUUCAUGUUGUUGACAAAAAAGUAACGAUAUAACAUACAUAAAAAUUGGUUCGAGAAAAAAUAGUUAAGAAUUUCUUAAGAAACCAAAUUUUCCGUUUCACUCUAGCGAAUGCAUAGUAAUUGCAUAUUGUGAUUUGAUGAAUUGAAGCUACAGUUUUCAAAAGAGAAAACUAUUAACCUUUUAUUGUCGAGCGUGUGAUUGUUUAGAUUAAAAAACGUGUUCCAGAUAGUGCAAAAAAUAAAGAAAAAAAUGAAUAAAAACUGUAGGCUCUCGUUGAUGCAAUAUAGAGGUAGCUCAAGUCUCUAUACCGAUCGAUUCAAUCGUAAAAUGUAAGAAAAUUAUAAACAUAACAUAUGAUACUUGUGCUUUCUUCGAACGCAGAAUGUCUCAACAUACAAAAUGACACAAAUAAUACAUAAUGUAUUGAAUAUGAUACCAAACGUCUGUGUAAUAUUUAAACUCUUUUCUUCGGUCGGUGCGAAGAAAUAAUUUUUCAUCAUUGUUGAAUUGUAAUAAUCACCGAUAAGAAUACGUCCAUUUCGUCCAUGUUUUUUGAACUGUAUAUUUAUUGAUAAUCUUCUUUAUUUUCGACAGUAAUCGAGAUCCUUAAAAAUAAGUAAUAUUAACAAGAUAACACGAGUACGCCCUUGUGCUCGACGCAUAAACAAAUGAUACGAUUUGAAUAAUUAUAUCAUUUUUCUUCUUCGAAAGAAAAGAAUAUUUUAUAAUUAAAAAAAAGGUUUGAUGUAAUCUCGUUCGAGCUCUGCACUGUAUGCGAUUGUAUGGACUGGAAAUGCUUUUAUGAAGAGCGAUUUUUUCAUAAAAAAUUAUAAACAUAUUUUUAAUUUGAAAAAUAUUAAAGUCAAAAUGAUAUAGUGAGAUUCCAAGUGUGCAGUGCAAAUCUCGUACGAUAUCUUGCGCUAUUAUUAAGAGCAAAGAAAUAAAAAAGGAUGAAUUUUUGCAACUAUAUACAUUUUUACACAAAAACACUUGAUACUUUAAUCCUUAUUAAGUGAAUGGAAAAGGAAAGGAAAAUUUUGAAUGAAAUGUUUGAUAAACUAGGUGAGUAGUUGAAAAAAGUCCUAGAAACUUAAAAUAAAAAAUUAUUGUGUAUAAUCAGCAAAAUCGAGCUGAGGAGCUAAGUUUAUGAAUAUUAUUAUUGAAAUAAUGAAAAAAGUUUUAUCAAUUAAGACUCGUUGUGCCAAUAAAAUACAUUAUACCGUCGUAUAAGCCAGAAUGAUAAAUGACUGCGAAAUAGAAAAGAAAUAAAUAAAUAAAUAAAUAAAUAAAUGAAUAAAUAUAUUAUAUAUUAAAAUAAUUAUAUAUUAAAUAAAAUGAAUGAAAUAAAAAAUAAUGUGCCAAAAUCGUUGAGGGUGAACUUUGAUAGUUGAGAGAAAAAAAAUUAUGCGCUCAAAAGGCACCGGUAUAUGAUUUAUAUUAAGAUUGUAUUGUGCAUAAAGUGAUGAAAAAAGACAUCAUAAGUGUGUGUAUGUAAAUAUCUGUGCAAUUGUAUAGAAAAGGGUAAAAACGAUAAAAUAAUUAUAAUUAUUACUACAUUAAAAAAAUAGAAUUAUUUGAUUUUUUAUGAAUAAAAAAAAGAGGAGAAAAUAAUUCAUCACUGUGCGAGUCGAGCGAACUUUUCGUUUUGUUUUUCCGGCGAGGAUGUGUACAUCAAUUGUUAAUACGCAGUAUCUAUUCAUCAAUUUGUAAAUGGUAAUAUUAUGUCAUGUUAUAAAUAUUUUGUAAUAAAUGAAUAUAUACACAAUUAAGAUUUAAAAUAAAAUGUGUCAGUGAAAA
Molecule: messenger RNA, 7414 nt
Organism: Trichogramma pretiosum
Lineage: Eukaryota; Metazoa; Arthropoda; Insecta; Hymenoptera; Trichogrammatidae
Exons: 9
Coding region: 980-5041 (1353 amino acids)
Biological process (GO): protein localization to plasma membrane; establishment or maintenance of polarity of embryonic epithelium; morphogenesis of an epithelial sheet
Cellular component (GO): plasma membrane; adherens junction
Molecular function (GO): protein binding
Source: RefSeq, a predicted model, not a curated record